This is a messenger RNA of Gavialis gangeticus (Gharial), 3622 nucleotides long. RefSeq names its product NDP, norrin cystine knot growth factor (gene NDP). Gene Ontology annotation, biological process: Wnt signaling pathway. The record is from RefSeq and is a predicted model, not a curated record. The coding region runs from base 791 to 1192 and encodes 133 amino acids. The transcript is spliced from 5 exons. NCBI's taxonomy places the organism in Eukaryota, Metazoa, Chordata, Crocodylia, Gavialidae.
UAUGGCAUGACAAUAUAUCUCCUGAUUUAAAAGAAAAAAGUACAUUUACUUCUAUUUCCUGGAUCUCCAAUAAUAAGAAGUCCCUGCAGAGGGGAGCUUGGCUGGUGGUGUUUAGUGAUUUCUCAGAUAACAAGAGCUUCACAUUUCUGUGGAAUUCCCAUUUGCCAGUGAGCUGCUGCUGCCGCUAGCCUGAUUGAUAUAUGACUGCAAUGGCACUUUUCCAUUUGACAUUCUCUCUCCCUCUCUCGCACUCUCUCUCUCUCUCUUAAACAACAGCCCUAACUUUUGUGUGUUGCAAAUAUAAAAGGCAAGCCAUGUGACAGAGGACAGAAGAACAAAAGCAUUUGGAAGUAACAGGACCUCUUUUUAGCUCUCCGAAGAGUGUAAGGGAAGGAAGGAGCAGCACAUUUCCCAAAGAACAAAAGAAGAGUAUGACUGUGAACUGAAUGAUAAUGUAUCAGAGUACAGUAUAACUGGAAUUCAUUGUAAUGGAUAAAACCUCAUAAGAACUUAAUUAAAGAAGACAGAACCAUGUAUCUACUGAGAUUCAGGUCCUGCCCUUUCAUUAAUGAUGGAGAGAAGGAAAUUCAGGAAGUGCAAGCUGAUGAGCAGCUAUGGAAGAGAGUCUGUGAUGGAUUACAACUUCGGCAAACUCUAACUCAAAAAGAACAAUGACAACCAAGAGAUUUAAACCAGAUUUUUCAAUGUACUUCAAAGGAGCUGGAUCUUGUUUGGCGGUUUUUUAAUACUUUAACUCCCUCUGCUGUUAUUACUGAGAAGUUCUUCAACAAUGGGAAAUCAUGUACUGGCAGCUUCCAUUUCCAUGUUAUCCCUUCUGGCAAUAAUGGGAGACACAGACAGUAAAACAGACAGUUCAUUUAUGAUUGACUCUGACCCAGGUCGCUGUAUGAGGCACCAUUAUGUCGAUUCGAUCAGUCAUCCAUUGUACAAGUGCAGCUCUAAGAUGGUGCUCCUGGCUCGCUGUGAGGGACGUUGCAGUCAGACUUCACGCUCUGAGCCAAUGGUCUCCUUCAGCACAGUCCUGAAGCAGCCUUUCCGUUCUACUUGUCACUGCUGCCGACCCCAGACCUCCAAGCUGAAGGCAAUGCGAUUACGCUGCUCUGGUGGCAUGCGGCUUACUGCCACCUACCGCUACAUCCUCUCCUGCCACUGUGAAGAGUGCAACUCCUAGGGAUGCACCCACUGCAGCAGGGAGAGGGGGACACUGAUGUGUGGAAAGACAACCUUCACCAAGGUGUUCUUAUGAGGACACUAUUUCAGUGUUAUAACUUCCAGGGCUAAUCAAGCUAGAAUGGUUUGGGAAACAAAUAAAUUCUCAUACUUGUCUGUGCUGGAACCCCAAGGAUUUAUUUUCAGGAGCCUUUCUUUUCCCUGGGAGGAUAUUUUAGGGGCAUUUUUUCAGACUUCACCUUUCUUUUGCUCUAAGCACAGAGACCUGAUUCUAAUUUUCUGCCAGUGAACAAUAAGGACAAAGAAAGAGAGCAGUGGGUGUCAGUAUGAUGGAGACACUGUUCUAGAAGAGCCCAGGAGGAGUAUGGACCUCAAUUACUGCGCACACAUCCUUAUUCUAUCAUUUUGUUCUCCAUCUUUUACUUACAUUUUUCUUCAAAAUAAACUGUGCUGUUGAUAAAGCCUAUACAGUACUGAUCCAGCAGCCAAGUGCUGGAUAACAUUAAUGAUGGUUUAGCUGAAGUUACAAUAAAUAAUUGAAAAGUGAACUUGAUAUCUAAUGUAGCAUUGGGAUUUUCCUGCCCUAGACAGUUGAAAUGAGUAUUGCAUCAAACUCAAUGGUUGAAUGACUCUAACAAAGUAAAAGGUCAUGUAGUUCAUCCCUCUUUUCAGCUAGCAUUGUAGGGUUUAUUGUUACUCAAAGUGUGAAUGACACAACAGCCACUAUAUAAGAACUGGAAACUAAUCACAGGUUUAAAAUUAAAAUUCAAUACUUUUGAAUGGAGUCUUUUCUUAGUCAUGGUUGGCCUUAUGUUACAUAGAGCCCAGAGCUGUCAGGAUAACAACAAUCAUACAUAGUACUGACUUUCAUUCCCAGAUCUCAGAAUAUCACCAGCAUGAGUAAAGUAUCGCUAAUCCCUCUUUUAAAAAUAGGGAAUCUAAGUUACAGGGAAAUUAACUGACCUGCCCUCAGUCUCACUAAGUCGAUGUUGUGCAUGCUACCUAGAGGACUGCUUCUCUCCAGUAAGAAGAUCAGGCCAAAAAUAGUCUUUUCUUCUAGGACCAUUGCUGUAGAAGGAAAUAGGGCUAGCUUAGGAGUGACUGAUUGCAUGUGACAUCAGGGUUUAAAAAACCAGAGACUCCAAACUACACAUUGCUUUAUUUAUGCUUAGAGCCUGGCCCUGCUCUGAAACACACAGCUUUUGGAAGGUCCAGUUGAACAACCAAUAUUCGAAGCCACCUAUGAUCUGGAAGCUGUAUUAGCUGAUAUGAGCAUUAAUGUCUCUUAAGGAUGAUCUGAUCAAUAAAGGAGUCACCCUGCUAUACAAUACUUUUCUAAGCUGUUCUAUAUAGGAAAGUCAUGGAGUCAAAAGGCUCUCACAGGAGCAUCUCUCAGGGCACUGAAUGUCAGCUUCAGUCCAGGUUGAGGAUCUCCCCUCUAUAACCAUAUGGAAUAUUGUUUAAGUUCAAUAGUUACUUCAAUAGUACGCUGGAGUAAGUCUCCUGAACAGUGAUGAACAGGAGAGGCAGUGAAGGAACAGGGGAGUGGGUAGACAAGCCCAACAUUCAUCCCAGCUACUGAGUGGUAUCUAACCUAUCUUGGAAAAUUGUCGUAUGUAGGGACUAGGAUUUUGACAGUGAGCUCAUACAGUUUCCAUUGAGCAUGCUCAAGGAGUACCCAGGUUCUAUUUAUCUGAUGUACAGGAGUAGCACCCUAAAACUUGGAAGGGAACAAUUAUGUUAUAGAUAGGCAUUACUACAGGCAGCUAGGCAGAGUCAAAAUCCUUUGUCACUUCCUCCCCAUGAGCAAUAUGGGGAAUGAAAACAAGAAGGAGACAUAGACAGCUCUCCUCAGCUGAAUUCUGGAGCAGGAUGUCACUCAGUCGAAUAAAAAAACUAACUGGGUUAAAUGCACGUAUAAACCUAUGUUUGGUAAGGGGCCCCAUUGACUGAAAGGAAUAGCUUCUGUCAGCAGGAUAAUGUCUUACUGUUGUUGGCCAGUUCUAAAUGAGAAAUCUUUUGUGGACAAACAAGAAAGAGUCAAUCAAAUUGUUGUAAGGUAUAGAGCUCAUAUUAAAAUGCCAGUGCCAUGACUGAGCAACUACAAUGAAAUCAUUGGACAUCAUUCAUUGUUUCAUUCUGACUGUCAUACAUUUCAUGUCUGGUGAAUACUUUGAGCAUGAGAGAGAGAGAAAUGAGAGUAUACUGAGCAUUAUCACGUCAUUAAUUUAUACCAAAUAACAUUUGUCUGUGCCUUUUUUAUUACGGUUCAAGUCAAUAUUCUAGAGGUCUCUUUUAUCUAAAAGAAGAUCAUGUCCUCUAUUGAUUACAGACAAUUCUUUUAAUUAUUUAAACAUUAAUUAUUAAAAGUAUAAGGGUUGCCCAUAAAAACUUUCUGGUGUUACUUUCAAUAAAUUAAUAUCAUCAUGUC